GGGCUGGGACCGGGCGGCGGGGGCGGCCCGAGCGCUCCGCGCCCCUCAGGGAGGGCCUAUCAGUGUCCGUGGCCGGUCCUUCUUCACCACUGCCCUUCCGGACGCUCCGAGCUCCGGGCCCUGCCUACCUCCACUCUUGACAGCUCGGCUAACUUCUAUUCAUCCUUCAAAACCCGUGCCCGGUCGCCCCUUGGCCGCCUCCGCAGCCUGGCCUGCGGCGCAGGGUCGGCGCAGCGUGUUGACCCCCGGUGCCGGCCAGACCCCCGCGGGGCUGGGCGCGGCGCAGGCGGUCGGGCCGCGUUAGCCGAGCGAGCCUGUCCGGUCCUUUCCGUCUGUGCCCGCCGCCCGGGCCGCGACUCCCCAGCGCUGGCGGCCGCGGGCCACGCCGUGGGCGGGAGGUCCUGCCCUCCUGCGGCCGCCGGCGGCUCGCGGCGCCGCUGCCCCGCCCGGGGGCCCUGUGCCCGGCGCCCCGGCCUCCCCCUCGUGCUCGGGUCCCCGCCCCCAGCACGAAACAUGUCCGUCUCGGUCCCGUUUGCUUAGCAAGCCGGAGGGCCGCGAGCCCUGCCCGCGGAGCUUGCGAGGUGCCCAGUGGCGCCGGCUCUCGGCCGGGCCGCUCUUUUCCUCGAGUCCCCUUCGGCCUCCUCGCCGGCCCGUUGCGCUGGCUCUGUUGGGUCCUUCCCCGGGGCUUCUCGAAGCCGCCUCUGCCCCCUGGCCGCCUCCUGAGCUUUGCUCCGCCUCCCCUGGCGGCUCAGGUCCCCGGGGGCGGGCACCCCCAAGCCCACCGCCGCUCUGCUCUGCUCUGCUUUGCUUCUCUCCCUAGGACGUCUGGCCGCCUGACACCCGGUGUUUCCCCGAGCGCGGCCUGUCUGUCCCGGUGGGCCUGUGCGCCCAGGCCGCCGCUGACCUCGGGCCGGCCGCCGCUGACCUCGGGCCGGCCGCCGCUGACCUCGGGCCGGCCGCGGCGUUCCUGGUGCCCGCGGCGGGGCGGGAGAGAGAGAAAAAGAGAGCUUGCACGAGAGGACGGGAGGGUCUCAAGCAGACUCCGUCCGGAGCGCAGAGCCCGACACGACCCUCGAUGUUGCAACCCUGAGAUCAGGACCUGAGCGGAAAUCGCGUCGGAUGCUUAACUGACUGAGCCACCCAGGCGCCCCACUGUGGACCUCUUUUUAGGUAGUUUGUCCUCAAAGGACAGCAGAAAACUGUCUUCAAUGGCUUCCUUGGUGGCUUAUGAUGACUCGGAGUCAGAGGCUGAGACUGAGCCCGUGGGAAGUUUUAAUGUCUCUGGCCAGAAGAAAGACAGCUCUGAUGGGCUCCAACCUCCUGGGCAGGAUUUUGCAUCCAAAGCCCCGGAAGGGACAGCACUGCCUGCAAAGCAUGGUUCUUGUGAAGACCCAGCUGGCCAUCGUCUCCCACUGGUUCGGCUCUGGAGAAGUGACCCAGGAUCUUGUCCCAGCCAGCGGUUACAGUGGCCCAGGACGGAGCCUGAUGUCACCAUCCCUGCAGAUAAGCCUCCUCGAUCUUCCCUGUGGACCAGCCACACUCCAGCUGGCCAUGUGCCCCUGGCAGCUGCCCGUUUUAGGCCGGUGAAACUCUCCUGGGGGACUUACAGCUCCCCUGAACCAUCCUUUUGUGCCCAAACCAAAUCUGAAACCCCAGGUAAAAAUGGUAGCUCUCUUCAGAGGACCAGGUGUGAGGACUGUAUUGUGCCCUACACCCCAAAAAGACUACGGCAGUCACAGGCGUUAAGCACAGAAACUGGCAAGAGUAAAGAUGUUGCAGCCCAGGGUCCGUCUGCAGGGCGUGCCCCUGCUCCUCUCUGUGUGGCCCCCAGAGUGUCUGAGUUUAUUCAGCCGUAUUUGGACAGUCAGUAUAAAGAAACCACGAUUCCCAGGAAAGUGCUCUUCCACCUGAGAAGCCACAGGGGCCCCGUCAACAGCAUUCAGUGGUGUCCAGUCUUUGCUAAGAGUCACAUGCUUCUCUCGGCUUCCAUGGAUAAAACCUUCAAGGUGUGGAACGCUGUGGACUCAGGCCGCUGCCUGCAGACCUACUCCCUGCACAGCGAGGCGGUGCGGGCUGCCCGCUGGUCUCCCUGUGGCCAGCGCAUCCUCAGUGGUGGCUUCGACUUCGCCCUGCAUCUAACAGACCUUGAAACAGGAACCCAGGUCUUCAGUGGUCAGAGUGACUUUAGGAUCACUACCUUGAAAUUUCAUCCGAAAGACCACAGCCUUUUUGUGUGUGGAGGCUUCCACCCUGAAGUCAAAGCUUGGGAUAUAAGGACCGGCAAGGUCGUGAGAAGCUACAAGGCGACCAUCCAGCAGACCUUGGACAUCCUCUUCCUCCAGGAAGGCUCUGAGUUCCUGAGCAGCACGGAUGCUUCGAGCCGGGACUCUGCUGACCGCACCAUUAUUGCCUGGGACUUCCGGAGCUCUGCCAAAAUCUCCAACCAGAUUUUCCACGAGAGGUACACCUGUCCCAGCCUCGCUUUGCACCCCCGGGAGCCUGUGUUCCUGGCGCAGACCAAUGGCAACUAUCUGGCUCUCUUUUCUGCUGUGUGGCCCUACCGGAUGAGCAGGAGGCGGCGCUACGAAGGGCACAAGGUAGAAGGCUACUCGGUGGGCUGCGAGUGCUCCCCGGAUGGUGACCUGCUGGUGACAGGCAGCGCCGACGGCCGAGUCCUGCUGUACAGCUUUCGCACCGCCAGCCGGGCGCGCACGCUGCCAGGGCAUACCGAGGCUUGUGUGGGCGCCGCCUUCCACCCUGUACUGCCCUCCGUCCUCGCCACCUGCUCCUGGGAGGGCGACGUUAAGAUCUGGCACUGAGCCUCCUAGUACAGAGCCUUCUGGAUGCUGGCCAGCCCCCGGGCUUCCAUUGUUCCUCGGGGUGGGUGGGGGUGAGGAAGUGCUGACGUUGCCUCCGGUCAAACCUUCUGAGCCUUGGUUUCCACAUCUGUAAAAUGGGAACAGAGACGUGUUUGCCUCAGGGUUGCGAGGCCCGCAUUAGCGGAAGUGGCUGGCAGGUGGCUGUUCAAUAAAUGUGGGUGUCCGCUCUUUCUUAGGUUA
Molecule: messenger RNA, 3059 nt
Organism: Mustela lutreola (European mink)
Lineage: Eukaryota; Metazoa; Chordata; Mammalia; Carnivora; Mustelidae
Gene: WDR25
Product: WD repeat domain 25
Exons: 8
Coding region: 1209-2819 (536 amino acids)
Molecular function (GO): protein binding
Source: RefSeq, a predicted model, not a curated record